This is a messenger RNA of Schistosoma guineensis, 6839 nucleotides long. NCBI's taxonomy places the organism in Eukaryota, Metazoa, Platyhelminthes, Trematoda, Strigeidida, Schistosomatidae. The record is from the annotation of a GenBank genome assembly.
GUUUCAUCAGCUGAUGUCAGCAUACAUUUUGACAGCGCGAGCUUAUGAAGCUUUGACAACUGGUUGGAUGUCAAAUUCAUACAUUGCUUGUAUUGACUUUGUGCUCGCUUUUGCUGUUUUUGGUUUCAAUACCAAAUUUGACGUUCUGAAUAUUUAAAGAUUCAAAUUUUCGCAGAAUACGGGGGCGGGAACGCAAUAUUAUUUCAUUUGAACCAACUAACAACGAUGUGGGAUGACGUCAGCUACAUCGGAUAGUGAUUUAGUUUUACCCGGACACGUAAUUAAAGAGAAAUGGCGUAUUAUCAAAAAGAUUGGAGGUGGCGGUUUUGGAGAGAUAUACGAAGCUCAAGAAGUCAGUUCACAAGAAAAAGUAGCUUUAAAGUUGGAAUCAGCACGACAACCCAAGCAAGUUCUAAAAAUGGAGGUCGCAGUCUUAAGGAAACUACAGGGCAAAGAACAUGUGUGCAAAUUUUUGGGUUGUGGAAGGAAUGACCGUUAUAGUUAUGUCGUAAUGUCACUUCAAGGCCGAAAUCUCGCAGACUUACGACGUAGUAUGCCCCGUGGAAUAUUCUCCACAUCCACAAUAAUACGUUUAAGUUUACAAAUUUUAAGCGCUAUCGAGGCUAUUCAUGAUGCUGGAUUUUUACAUCGUGAUAUUAAACCUUCAAAUUUUGCUGUUGGUAGAUUACCGACAAACUGUCGAACAAUUUAUAUGCUAGAUUUUGGCUUAGCUCGUCAAUAUACAACACCUAAGGGAGAUGUUAGACCUGCACGUCCAGUAGCUGGUUUUCGUGGAACAGUACGUUAUGCAUCGCGUAAUGCUCAUAUGAAUCGUGAAAUGGGUCGACAUGAUGAUUUAUGGUCAAUGUUUUACGUGCUUGUUGAAUUCGCAUCAGGUCAAUUACCAUGGCGUAGAAUUAAAGAUAAAGAACAGGUUGGUCAAAUUAAAAACAAUUUUAAUCAUAUGACGCUUACACGUUGCCUUCCAAGUGAAUAUCGUGCCUUCCUAGAGCACAUUGAAGAAUGUAGUUAUUCGGAUCGACCCGACUAUACUAUGCUUCAUGGUCUCAUAAAACAAGCCAUGAUUCGUCGUGAUGUUCAUGAGACUGAUCUUUUUGAUUGGGAACAACCUGUAACAGCAAUAGAUAAUCAACAAACCAAUCCAACAAAUACACCUUCCAUUCCACCCGGGCCUGCAGUAAAUGAACAACAAGAUAAUCACAAUAUGGGUGUAGGUAAUGCACAACCUACUGGUUUCACUGACAGACGAACUCAUACAAGUCAAAAUUUAGUUUCAAAUCAUCCUCAGCGCUCUAUCUGUCAUUAUAAUCGUAACGUUGAUGAUGUUGUUGGUCAACAUCAACGAGGACGUGAUAAUGUGGGUUUGAGUACUACUGGUAUUAACAAUGGAGGGAAUCUCAUGCAUCAUCUAGUCAGUAGUGUGAAUGAAUCUUUAAAGGAUAAUGUGCCGCAACUUUUGAAUGGAAAAACUAUAUCACCAGAUUUAAUACCAGGUGGAGACAUUUCAAAGCAUAAUAAUAAAAUUCACUCCCACCUUCCACCUUUACAAACAGCUGAUGUAGUCGAUGACUUUGGAAAUCAUGAUCCUGGGAAACUAGUCACAGCUACUGUUAAAGAAAAUUUAGAUAGCCGUCAUAAAGAUACAAAUGAUAUUGAUAAUGGUACAAACACAACUCGCAAUGUAUUAGGAUAUCAUCCUGUUGUUCAUAAUAACAACGAUUUAAGACGUAGUAGACAUUCAACUUCUACUAAAGGUCUAUCUGUUGGUACUUCAAACCGUCGAGCUUCAUUGAGACGUUCAAAUGGUGUGGCUGUACCGCAUAAUAGAAGCCUAACGGAACUUGGAAAAUCAGUCGAAGUAGCUUAUCACAAUUCAGUAUCUAGGUCCAACUGUGAACAAUGCAAAAAUGAUAACUUUACUGAGCACAGACCCUCACGAUUACCUGUUAUCAUGCCUGCUAGACAAUGUCAUCGUGACCAACAAAGUAGCGUUGUAGAUGUUCAUAAUAAUUCAUCCAUGAAGUCAACACGUCCUGCUUGUUCAAAUACACAUUCACCCAUUGUUGUGGCUGAUAAAUGUAUUUUCAUGUCUUCUCCUAGAGAAGAAGGAUAUAAUGUCAUUGAUAAUGGUGGUAACGAUGUAAGCAUUUUAACUGGGAAUUUCGGAUACACCGUUGACCAAAGUCAAGCUAGUAUUGCUCAAAUGACCAAUGCUAUAGCAAUUAGUACUGUAGGUGGACGUUAUGCAUCGGGAUCAUUGUCUCGUUUAACCCGAUUGAAUAGUAAUGCAGCAGGUUCAAUGACCCAGCUAGCUGGUUUAUGUUUAUCUAGUCAAGAUUUAGUUGAUAUCGAUGGAGAUAUCAACAUUGGCGGUGGCGUUGAUGGUGGUUUAGGUGAAACUGUAAAUGAUAAUCAGAAUUUAAUGUUAGACUCAUCAAAUAUUGACUUACCAAAUGAAUCGAUCGAUAAGAAACCUGGUGAAACUGUGACUGAUAAAUGUCCUGUUAUCGAUGUUUCUGCUCAGCUUCAAAAUAAUGUUUCAGAUAUUGGAACAUCAGAUGUCAAAUCUACUCAUCAGGUUUCAACGAAUCAUGCCACUAUCGUGACUGCAACAACGACCAAUUCGCAAUGUAUAAAAAAAGUCGAUGACACUAACAUUAAUAUUACCAUUACCGGUGCAUUGGAUGAUGAUAUUGGAUGUGGUGAUUAUAUUAAUAGUUCAUUUAGUACGAAUGACAAGGGGUUGUCAACUAAUGUAAAAUCUUUAUCAACCAGUAAUCUUAAAAAGUCGAAUUUAAAAUCAAAAUUGUCUGGACGUUUGAUCACCACCACUACUACGUCAACAACAACACCAUCAAUAUCAUCUGGACGUCAUUCAAGGUUAAUUCGAUGUAAUUUAGAUGAAGUAUCUCAUCAUUCAGAAGGUUUAAGACGAUUCUCUAUCAGUAAUGCUAAUUAUAAUGAUGGAAAAUAUUCUAUGAGAUUGACAAACUCUAAUGGAUCAUCACCACAUGAUAAUGACAGUUGUAAUUUGUUACAUAAAUAUUCAGUAGUUAACGGUUGUAAACCAGUUCCUGCACCAUCACGUCAACGACUUAGUUUAACACCUACAUCUUGGCAACAACCGUCUCGUAAUCGUAGUGUUAAUAAUAAUAAUAGUUUGAAUGAAAAUCACGAUAAAUCAUCUGUGAAUAGUCAUCAAGUGUUCACAUCAUCCUGUGAUCAAUCAAAACCAUCGAUAAAUAAUCGUCUAAUCAAUCCUAGUACAACUGGUCCACUCAGUCGACCAGAUAAAAAUAAUACUAAUAAUAAUACAAAUCAACAAAUAUUUGUAAAUAAUUCUCAGUCCAUUGGUACUCGUUUAUACAAUCCGAGUCGUGGUCGAACUCUAUGGAAUAACAGUACUUCAAAUAAUAGUAGUUAUAAUAAGUCACGUAGUUUAAGCACUGUUUCUGUGAAUAAUAAUAAUAAUAAUACAAACGGUAAUAGUAGAUCACAUGUUAACUGGAAUCGUAAUGGUUUAACUGAACUUCAAGAGAAUAAUAAAACCAAUCGUUUAUCACCAUAUGAUGACAAUGUGUUUGAACGACGUCCAUCGAACGAAAUCAAUACUGAUGAUAUUGGUCAUGUAAUCAGUAGUCGACGUUUUCGUCGAACAUGUAUUCAAACAUUAUUACCUCAUUCAUCAUGUACAUCAUCACAACAGCCAUUACCUCCACCUCCUUGUGAAUCAUCAAGUGAUAUUGAUUCCGAUGAUAAAUAUCCAAAAUGUUUACAGGUAAAUCGUCAUGUGAAAAAUAAUAAUAAUCAUAAUAAAGAUAUAUCAAAUAUUGUGAAUAAUCAUUCAUCUCCAUUUAUACAACAUUGUAAUGAUAAUGGAAUUGAAAAUUAUCCAUAUAAUCAUUAUUAUCCUAAUAAUAAAGAGAUUAUUAUUGAUUCAGAUAAACAAAUAAAAAAUCAUUUAUUACAUGAAAAUCAAUCAUCUUUUCCUAUUACUUCUAUGAAUAAUAAUUGUAAUUCUAAUUCUUCUUCAUCUUCAUCAUCGUCUUCAACAUCAUCCUAUGAUAUUAUUGCAUCAAAUGGUCUAAUUAAAUUACAUAAUCAGAUUACAAAUGAUUCAAAUAUAUUAAUAAAUAAUAAUAAUAAUAGUAAUAGUAAUAAUAAUGAUUCUUAUACAUCACCAUUAAUUGUAUUUGUUCCUAGACCAUCAACAAAUCCUAUAUUAUGUACAAAUAAUGCAAUUAUAGCACGUCAAAGACGUUAUCGUACACCAUCUGAAUUAUCAUCGAAAUUAUCAUCAUCUUUAUUACAAACAAUAGAAUUCAAUGAAUUCGAUAAUGAAAAUUAUCAUAAUUUAAAAAAUUUAUCUCUAUUAGAUAAUCAUGAUAAAAUGAAAUUGAAUGUAAUAAUGAAAUCAACUACUACUACUACUAAUAAUAAUACUACUAACAAUAAUAGUAAUAAUAAUAAUAAUGAACAAUGCUUGUUGAAUACAUUCAAUAAAGAAAUACAAUCAUCCAGUUUAAUCAAUAAUGAUAAUCAAUUAUGGUCAUCUAAUUCAUCAUAUCAAUUUGAACAACAACAACAACAAAUCAAUUGAUGUGAUAGGAUUGGAAUGGAUAAAUGAAAAGAGAUCAAGCAUUUAUAGAAUCAAUGAUAGAUAUAUAUACUGAAUGUUUUGUAUAUAUUUCCUUAUGUUAUAUUAUAUUAUCCCCUUUAUGAUGGAGGGAGUAUAUAGAGGUAGGUUGUUAACUAGGAUACUCUAUUGAACUUAGUUAUGGACAAUCUUUCCCAGUUGCUAUUCAACUUUGUUUUUUUUUUAAAAAAAAAACAACAAAAAACUAAAACAUUCUGUACAUAUCUAUCUGUUUAUGCCUUCUUGAAUAUUAUUAUUUUUGUUGUUGUUGUUGUUGUUGUUGCUAAAAUCAUCUCAUCUACAUUAAUCUGUUUCUCAUUUUAAUUUAUUUAUACAAUAUUCUUCUUAUGAAAUUUAUUUUUCUAUGCCUAUCUAAUCAAUAUCAAUAAAGAUUGAUUAGUGCUUCCUUGAUUACAGAUGUAUUCACUUAUUUAUUUAGUUAUUAGAUUACUGUUGUUUAUUUGAGAAAGAAAGAAAGAAAAAGAGAGAGAGAGAGAGAAAGGAACAAGAGAGAAACAUUUCCAUCGACGAUUACCUUUUUUUUUGUGUUCAAAUCUCUUGUUUCAAAUAUAUUUACCAGAAGUCUUUCUUUUUAAUGUGUAUGAUUUUUUUUGUUUUUGUUUUUGUUUUUCUGUAUAAAGUUUAAGAAAGUAGGCUGACUUCAAUCAACUAUACUACUCAUUUUAUCCUAUAGUCGCUUAUUUCUUUAUGCAUAGUUAUCUGUCUAUAUUCACACAGAAUAAGAAAUAGGUGUAAAAUUGCUUCUGCUAUAUGGUUCAUAAUUAUUCUUUAUUGUAUUGUAAUUGAUUUAACAUUUUUCAGUAUAUAAAGCUUAUUGAUUAUCAUCACUUCAAUGUAUUAUUAUUGAGAAUUGAUGUUAGUUGGAAUUCUUUCAUAGACUUCAAUAUAAUACUGAUUAUAUUAUACAACUGAUGAUGAUGAUGAUAAUAUACGCACAAAUAGGUUUUGUAUAUGCAUAUUCAUUUCGGUAUAUUGAUCUAUUGUUGAAAAUAUGGGUUAUAGGUAUAGAUUCAUUUCUCCUAUGUGUACACUGUAUUUUUUACUAUAAACAAGUCUAUGAAUUAACUAUUUUGUUGAAUAGAGAAUUCAUUUAAUCUUAUAUGGUUGAUUUGUUUAUUUUAGUCUUUCUUAAUUCGUAUGAUCAUUCAUUGAACUAUGCAUAUGUGCGUUUAAUUAAAGAACAUUUGUAUUCUUCAUUGAAAAAUAGUAAUUCAUUAGAAGAGUUCUCUGUUUCUCUUCCUGUAUAGAAUGAAACAUACCUCUAACUAACCACUAUUUUUUUUUUCUUGAUCUUGCAAAAAACAUUUAGACUAGAUAAUACCAUGGCUUAGUUAAUGCUUCUACUCCAAGUUCUAUGAUGAUUUUCUCCCAGAGCAGAGAAACAAAUACUUUCGAUUUAGUACCUUUAUAGUAUAUUUAGAAAAAGAGAAGUAUUUAUUCCAUGAGUGCCAAUAAGAAAGUGAUUGUUUAUGAAAAUCUUAUUCAAUUUGUAACUAUUCUCCCAAAUUUAUUUGUAUACUUAAAUAGUUCUAUCAUAAUCAGUUUAUUGUCUGUUAUUGAUGGUAAAUUUUUUGUACAAGUUAAACAUCUUAUUUUCAGAGAGAGAGAGAAAAAAAAACUAUGAUAUGACCUCUCUCUAUUUCAUUUCGUCUUAGAUACUCUUAAUGUUAAUAUUUAUGACAAUGAUUUUGAGUACUGUUCGAGGUAAGGCAACUUGGAUCGAUGCAUAUAUGUGCCUGGUGUUAUAUUGUAACUGAUUGACUUUCAUUGUGCAUCUUUCAUAGAAUUACAUAAAUAAAUAGAUUGAUCUAUUGUACUUCUUUUCUUUCUGUAUACAUUCUUUUGUAGUUGUUCUUUAUCUUGUUCAUUUUAAUCUUUAUCUCUAUGUAGAAGAAAAAAAACAAUUAUUUUUUUAAGUCUGCCUCCAUGAAAAAAUAAUAAAAGAGAAGAAGAAAGAUACAUUUGUUUACUGUUUAUGCAAUUGAUUCAAUCACUGAUGGUGAUGAUGAUGUUGAUGAUGAUGGUAACAAUCUGUUUUUUUAUCUUUACUUGUUGUCUAUUGUUGUCAUGGUGUUUUAUUGUUGAAUGUACAAAAAAAUAAUAAGGAUGUGAUUAGUUUAGUUGCUUAUACUAGUGGUAAUAAUAAUGAUAAUGAUAACUA